AUGAUGCGGUGGCUCAGCAGGGCUGCUCCACUGGCGCUGCUGCUGCUGAAUGGUUUUAGCAGCAAUGUAGAAGAUGCAGUAGCAACACUUCCUCUUAGACCAACUCCUGAGCAGAGAGCACCCUCAGAGUUAAACUUCGACGCGCAGUUGAUGGUGGAAACGAUGGACACUCUGGCCUGGCACCUGCACCACGACCGUCUCGCCCUUGCCCAUCUUAUCAUGGCGAUGCUGGAAGGAUCGCGACUGGAAACUCCUCGUGAGGUGAUAACUAAGUGCCAUGGAGAUUUUUCUCAAGUCCGCGGAGUUAUUAAGGCAGUUCUCGUUCGAUUGCCCAGAACACCUCCUGACGCUGAUUAUGUCUUCACGGGUUCUUUCGGGUCUUCCUCUGAUUCCGGCACUUCUACUUGUUCCUGCUCUUGCGCGAAGGUGACCCCAGCAGUGACGGAGGUAUUCCUGAGGGCGCGGCGUAUAGCGGAGGCGGAGGGGUCUUUGACAGGAAUGCAGCAUCUCUUCCUUGCCCUUCUCUACUGCCCCACCUUCUACAAAAUACUUGUCAACAGCGGAUGCGACAUCGAACUGUUCAAGGAGUACGCAGUAGCCACCCUCGGGUGCUGCUCAUUCUCGUCGCUGCUCUUGAUGCGCGAUCCGUGA
Eimeria maxima is the source of this 651-nucleotide messenger RNA. RefSeq lists its product as hypothetical. The record is from RefSeq and is a predicted model, not a curated record. The transcript is spliced from 5 exons. Bases 1 to 651 code for a protein of 216 amino acids. NCBI's taxonomy places the organism in Eukaryota, Apicomplexa, Conoidasida, Eucoccidiorida, Eimeriidae.